Molecule: messenger RNA, 4247 nt
Organism: Anguilla rostrata (American eel)
Lineage: Eukaryota; Metazoa; Chordata; Actinopteri; Anguilliformes; Anguillidae
Gene: ddr1
Product: discoidin domain receptor tyrosine kinase 1
Exons: 20
Coding region: 500-3487 (995 amino acids)
Biological process (GO): positive regulation of kinase activity; multicellular organism development; protein phosphorylation
Cellular component (GO): signaling receptor complex; plasma membrane
Molecular function (GO): ATP binding; collagen binding; protein tyrosine kinase collagen receptor activity
Source: RefSeq, a predicted model, not a curated record
GAGCACCUGGUGGCGUUUGCUAGCCUCGCGGGGAGCUGGGGUUUAGAGCGGUGCUCUCGUGUGCGCAGUUAGAGCAGGUCUCUGAUUGAAAAAUAAAGACGUCCAAAGACCUGUGGCUUACUUUACAAGCUAGCUAGCCAGCUGUAUGUCAGUUAGCAGUUUGUUUUUACUUCCACACAAACCCCUAUCCAAAAAAAAUCUCUGCGUUCAUUGACUGUCCGAAACAGGACACCGCGUGCUGUUUUGGGUGCUCAAAGCAUUUUUAAGGUUUUAACGUGUUUUAUUGUUUUGCGAGAUUGACAAAGGUCGAACGAACAGCAUAUCUCGCACUCACUUGGAUUUAACUUGUUGCUGAAUCGAUAUACUCGGAGUAAGACACGACACAAACGAGCUGGAACUUGCGGGUCGAUAAAGGAGUUCUUCUCAGUUGUCGGUGUCUUAGGUAUGUCUGUAGUGAGAAGUCUGUCACCGGACAGGUAACGGGUGUGUUGGUGCUGACAUGGCAAUACUGCAGCUCCUGUUUCCGAUCAUCGCCCUCCUCAUCGCCGGGGCAACCGCACAGGACCACGAGUGGCACUUCAACUCAGCUCAGUGUCGUUACGCUCUGGGGAUGGAAGACGGCGCUAUUCCGGACUCGGCCAUCACCGCCUCCAGCGCCUGGUCCGACUCCACCGAGGCCAAACACGGCAGGCUGAGUACCGGAGCGGGUGAUGGGGCGUGGUGUCCCAAGGGCUCGGUCUUCCCCCACGGCACUGAGUUCCUCCAGAUCGACCUGCGCUCGCUGUACUUCCUGUCUCUGGUGGGCACGCAGGGUCGCCACGCCGACGGGCACGGCCGCGAGUUCGCCCGCAGCUACCGCCUCCAUUAUUCUCGCGACGGGCGCCAGUGGCUCACCUGGAGAGACCGCUGGGGCCAGGAGGUGGUGUCGGGGAACGAGAACACGUACGACGUGGUUCUGAAGGACCUGGGCCCGCCCAUCGUGGCCCGCAUGGUCCGCUUCUACCCGCUGGCCGACCGGGUCAUGAGCGUCUGUCUCCGCGUGGAGCUGUACGGCUGCCUGUGGAACGGUGAGAGGGAGGGAGGGAGAGGGAGGGAGGGAGUGUAUCCCAGCAUGCACCUGUCCCUGAGUCAGGCGGCGGCGGUGUCCGGCCCGUACUGUACUCUUGCGUGUGAGGAAGGGGGGGUGACCCUGUGUUCCGCGUUCGGCAGGGUGCAGUUCGGGGGUCUGGGGCAGCUGUGCGACGGGGUCCUGGGAGGCGAUGACUUCACCGAGAGCAAGGAGCUGCGGGUGUGGCCCGGGUACGACUACCUGGGCUGGAGCCGGGAGGCGCUGGGGCAGGGCAGCGUGGACAUCGAGUUCCACUUCGAGAAGACCCGCGCCUUCCACACCAUGCAGGUCCACAGUAAUAACAGGCACUCCCAGGGCGUGCGAGUCUUCAGUAAGGUGGAGUGCCAGUUCAAGGCGGGGCUGCUGUCGCCGUGGUCGAGCCCGCCCCUCGCUCUCCUGGUGCCCCUCUCGGAUCUGAAGGACCCCUCCUCGCGCCCCGUCUCCCUGCCCCUGGGGGGGCGCGCCGCCCAGAUCCUGCGCUGCCAGUUCGCCUUCGCCGAUCGCUGGCUGCUCAUCAGCGAGAUCUCCUUCUACUCCGAGCCGUUCGAGGAGCCGCCUCAGACGGGCGAGCUGCCGCCCGUGGUGCCGCCCGCCCCCCCGACCACCUCGCCUCCGCCCACCAACGCCUCCUCCACCCCUGCCCCCACCCCCACGGCCACCUCUCCCAAACACACCAGCGCCCACAGUGACCCCCCCACUACCUACCCAGCGAUCAACAGCACAGCCAACAGCUCGCUGUCAGGUGUGGAAUUUGCAGCCAUGACCCCAAGAGCAGGGUUACCAGUUGCCAAGGACGACAGCAGCAAUACAGCCAUCCUGAUUGGCUGCUUGGUGGGCAUCAUCCUCUUGCUAUUGGCUGUCAUCGCCGUUAUUCUUUGGAGGCAGUACUGGAAGAAAAUUCUGGGCAAGGCCCAGGGCAGCCUCUCCAGUGACGAGAUGCACGUCCACCUGUCGGUCCCCUCCGACAACGUGGUGAUCAACAACACGCACACGUACUCCAGCCGCUACCAGCGCAUACACACCUCCCCCGAGGCAGAGCGGCCAGGAGACCAGGAGCCCUGCGCCCUGCUGCGCCCGCAGGCGCGCAGGCCGCAGACAGCCUUGCUGUUAAACAACCCAGCCUAUCACCUGCUACUGUCUGACCAGCGGCAUGACCCAACCUGGCUGCACAACUGCACCAGUGCCCAGGAAAAGACACACAAUGUAGCACCGCAGGCGUGUGGGUUUGACCUGGACGAGAAGGUCCCGCCCGCCCAGGAGGAGCCGCCCCCCUACCCGGGGGCCCCGCCCUACCCCCAGCUGCCCUCGGUGCCCCCGCCCCUCCUGCUGGCGUCGGGCCCCGCCAGCGUGCCGCACUACGCCGAGGCCGACAUCAUCAGCCUGCAGGGCGUCAGCGGCAACAACACCUACGCCGUCCCCGCCCUGUCGGCCCCCGCGGAGUGCCCCCCCCUCCCGGAGCUGCCCCGCCACUUCCUCGUCUUCAAGGAGAAGCUGGGCGAGGGGCAGUUUGGAGAGGUGCACUUGUGCGAGAUCGAGAACCCCCAGGACCUGCCCAACCUGGAGUUCCCCUUCAACGUGCGGAAGGGGCGCCCCCUGCUGGUGGCCGUGAAGAUACUGCGGCCCGAUGCCUCAAAGAAUGCCAGAAAUGACUUCCUGAAGGAGGUGAAGAUCCUGUCCCGCCUGAAGGACCCCAACAUCAUUCGGCUGCUGGGCGUGUGCGUGAGCAGCGACCCCCUGUGCAUGGUGACGGAGUACAUGGAGAGCGGGGACCUCAACCAGUACCUCUCCCAGAGAGUCCUGCUGGACAAGGCCGGGCCCUCACACAGCAGCCCCACCGUCAGUUACCCCGCCCUUAUCUCCAUGGCCAGCCAGAUCGCGUCUGGGAUGAAGUUCCUCUCCUCCCUGAACUUUGUGCACCGCGACCUGGCCACCCGGAACUGCCUGGUGGGCGGGGCGCGGGACGGGGAUCAGGAGAUCAAGAUCGCCGAUUUCGGGAUGAGCAGGAACCUGUACGCUGGAGAUUACUACAGGAUCCAGGGCCGCGCGGUGCUGCCCAUUCGCUGGAUGGCCUGGGAGUGUAUACUCAUGGGGAAGUUCACCACGGCCAGCGACGUGUGGGCGUUCGGCGUGACCCUGUGGGAGAUGCUGAGCGUGUGCCAGGAGCAGCCGUACUCCACGCUGACCGACGAGCAGGUCAUCGACAACGCGGGGGAGUUCUUCAGGGACCACGGGCGGCAGGUGUAUCUGACCCGGCCGGCCGUGUGUCCCCAGGGCCUGUACGAGCUGAUGCUCAGCUGCUGGAACCGGGACUGCAAGCUCCGCCCCGCCUUCGCUCACAUCCACUCCUUCCUCACCGAGGACGCCAUGAACAUGGUGUAGAGAGAGGAGAGUAGUCCCCCCCCCAUCACUCCUGAGAGAGAGAGAGGGAGAGAGAGAGAGAGUGGGAGAGAGGGAGAGGGAGAGAGAGUGAGAGGGGGGGGAGGGAGCGAGAGAGAGUGAGAGAGAGAGGGAGGGAGUGUGAGAGAGGGAGAGUGAGAGAGAGUGAGAGAGAGGGAGGGUAGGAGGGAGAGAGACAGAGGGAGAGUUGAGGAGAUGCUUGAGAGAGUAAAUCCACUCAUAGGAGCAGCCGGAGUGAAUGUGUACCGCGGGGCUGAAGAUGGAGGCGUGGGUGUAGGCGUAGGCAGAUGGAAAUGAGAGAAUGGGAAGCUUGUAAAUUUUGUAUUUGUUGGCAGGAGGGCGGGGCUGAGGCACCGCUGGCUCGGCUCACAGUCAGACCCCGCCUCCCCAACCCCCACCUCCCGAAAUCCUAUUUUUCCAACGUUUCAUUUGAUUGUAAUCAAGACAGCAGGUGGCGGGUGUUUGCAGCUGAGCUAGUAUCUGAAUAGCGCGUAGAGGGCUGUGAAUCUUUAGUGCUGCACUGUAAAUAUGUACUGUACAUGGCCUGUCUGACUACCACAUUAAAGUACCUGAUCAUUCAGGAAAAAAAAAAAAACUGAACUAAGUACAUGUAGGCUAUUGUAACACACUAAUAGGAAUACACACUCAUAGGAAAUCUACAUAAAUUUCCGGUUAUAUUUUUGAAUAGCCCCAUUUGAAAGUGAACAUUUACCUGAUAAUAAAUAUCUUUUUCUAUGAUAAA